Messenger RNA from Salarias fasciatus (jewelled blenny), 4993 nucleotides. RefSeq lists its product as uncharacterized. The transcript is spliced from 6 exons. The record is from RefSeq and is a predicted model, not a curated record. Bases 149 to 4375 code for a protein of 1408 amino acids. Lineage: Eukaryota; Metazoa; Chordata; Actinopteri; Blenniiformes; Blenniidae.
CUUUCACUUUCAGUUUCACUCUGAGACUAAUCCUGACGCAGAUUCUUCUCUGGAGUGAGGCUGCUCCAGACGGCGGGCUGCAUUUUUCAGUACAGUUGUGCAGCAAAAAGCCCUUCGCCCUGAUCAGAACCACACCCUGGCCUCCAUCAUGGGCGUAGCAGACGACCUCCUGGAGAGGAUGUACUCAUGGAUCAGUCAGAGGGAGCAGUGUCCCGAUCAGCUGGAGGAGCUGGCCAGAGUACUGGAGAUCCACAGAGGGAAUUGUAACAUCUCGGAGUGUGUGGGGAACUCGGUGUCGGUGGUGGCGACUGCCUGCAUGCUGGGAGCCGGAGUCGCCACCUUGUGUUCAGGAGGAAUAGCUGCUCCUCUUGUAGGACUCGUGGCAGCGGCGUUCAGUGGAGUGGGUGCAGCCGUCACCCUAGGAACUAAAAUCACAGAGGUCUUUGUGUCCAGCGGCCCAAUGUUACAGGCGAAGAAGGUUGAGGAGAAGAGUAAUGAAAUAGAAAGAGAAAUCCAGCAACUCAGUAAGAGACUGAAAGACCAGAUCAGGGAAGAGAAUCCCUCCUUCAACCAGGACCAGCAGGACCAGGCCUUCAUGAUCCAGAUGAAGCAGGCCAUGGCCAGGAGGAACGGAAUAGACAUCGAUUUCCACUCCAAUGACUUCAAUCAGCUUAGCUACCUUGGAGAUGCAUGGAAUCCCAGACAGAACGUCCUGAUGCCACGGGGCACUUCUCAUCAACUGCUCACCGUGGCAGUUGCUGGGAUUUUAGCAGUUUUUGCUGUUAAACUCAGUGGGAAGGAAUCCAGGAUCCUAUUUGCGAAGGAGCGAAACAACUCAUCAAGACACUGUCCUACAGCUGGAGCCAAAACUGUCCUGAAAGGAGGCGCCACGGUUGUGGGCGGAGUCGUAGGAAUGGCUUUUGCACUUCCUGAAGCAAUCACCAGCUGGAAGAAAAUGAUCAAGAGGAAUCAUGUGACCGAGGCCAGCCAAUCACUGAGAGACACAGCCAGACACAUCCGAGAGAUGACAAGGACUCUGAGGAGACAGCUGGACAGAAUCAGGAACAUGCUAGAAGAGAUGGCCAGACAUCAGCAAGAAAAAAGGACGAGCACUGUGACGGCAGCAUCUGACUCCGAGGCGGCAGCAUCCAGCACCGAGCCGGCAACAUCUGGCACCAUGGCGGCACCGUCCGGCACUGUGAUGGCAGCAUCCGGCACCGAGCCAGCGGCAUCCGGCUCCAAGGCGGCAGCAUCCGGCACUGUGGCAGCAGCAUCCGGCACUUUGGCGGCAGCAGUCGGCACUGUGGUGGCAGCAGUCAGGACUGCAGCCGGCAAGGUGGUGACAGCAGUCGGCACCAUGGCGGCAGCAUCCGGCACUGUGGUGACAGCAGUCAGCACCGUGGCGGCAGCAUCCGGCACUUUGGCAGCAGCAGUCAGCACUGUGGUGACAGCAGUCAGCACUGCAGUCGUCGCUGUGGCGAACGCAGUCAGCACUGCAGUCGUCGCUGUGGCGAACGCAGUCAGCACUGCAGUCGUCGCUGUGGUGAACGCAGUCAGCACUGCAUUCAUCACUGUGGUGAACGCAAUCAGCACUGCAGUUGUCGCUGUGGCGAACGCAGUCAGCACUGCAGUCGUCGCUGUGGUGAAAGCAGUCGACACUGUGGCGGCAGAACUGAGACGGAACAAGAGCAAGAGGCAAAAAGAAAGAGAGAGGGAAGGAGAAAGGAGGAGGAAAGAAGAAAAGAGGAGGCAAGAAGAGAUGAUGCAAGACGAGAUAAGGAUGCAAGAAGAAAGGGAGAAGGAAGAAAAAAGGAAGAGGGAAGAAGAAAGGAAGAAGGAAAAUGAAAGAGAGAAGAAAUGGAAGGAGAGGCGAAUGAGAAUCAUGGAUUUCCUGAUCAUGGGUUUAAUUAUGGUCAUCGCUUUAAUUGUGAUCUUUGCUUUAAUUCUGAUGAUUGCUUUAAUUGUGUUCUUUGCUUUAAAAAUUAUAUUUGCUUUAAUUCCAUAUCUGAGUUCAUGCUGGAGUACAGGUGAACGGGAACAGAGAGCUGCGAUUACAGAAAGAGAGUUGAGUACUGGACUCCUCAAGGUCCAAUCAGACAACUUCCAGAUGUCCAGACUCCCACAGGUGGUCUCCAAGCACAACCUGGAUGUCUUCCUCAACACGGGGAAAUCAGAUGCUUUGGACCCACCACCACCUGACAAAUCAGAUGCUGUGGACCCAACACCGCCUGACAAAUCAGAUGCUGUGGACCCAACACCGUCUGACAUAUCAGAUGCUCUAGACCCAACACCUCCUGACAAAUCAGAUGCUCUAGACCCACCACCGCCUCACAAAUCAGAUGCUCGAGACCCAACACCUCCUGACAAAUCAGAUGCUCUAGACCCAACACCUCCUGACAAAUCAGAUGCUCUAGACCCACCACCGCCUCACAAAUCAGAUGCUCGAGACCCAACACCUCCUGACAAAUCAGAUGCUCUAGACCCAACACCGCCUGACAAAUCAGAUGCUCUAGACCCAACACCGCCUGACAAAUCAGAUGCUGUGGACCCACCACCGCCUGACAAAUCAGAUGCUAUAGACCCACCACCGCCUGACAAAUCAGAUGCUCUCGAACCACCACCGCCUGACAAAUCAGAUGCUGUGGACCCAACACCGCCUGACAAAUCAGAUGCUGUGGACCCAACACCGCCUGACAAAUCAGAUGCUGUGGACCCACCACCGCCUGACAAAUCAGAUGCUGUGGACCCAACACCACCUGACAAAUCAGAUGCUCUAGACCCAACACCGCCUGACAAAUCAGAUGCUCUAGACCCAACACCGCCUGACAAAUCAGAUGCUGUGGACCCAACACCGCCUGACAAAUCAGAUGCUCUAGACCAAACACCUCCUGACAAAUCAGAUGCUCUAGACCCACCACCGCCUCACAAAUCAGAUGCUCUAGACCCAACACCGCCUGACAAAUCAGAUGCUGUGGACCCAACACCGCCUGACAAAUCAGAUGCUGUGGACCCAACACCGCCUGACAAAUCAGAUGCUGUGGACCCAACACCGCCUGACAAAUCAGAUGCUGUGGACCCACCACCGCCUGACAAAUCAGAUGCUGUGGACCCAACACCGCCUGACAAAUCAGAUGCUCUAGACCCAACACCGCCUGACAAAUCAGAUGCUCUAGACCCAACACCUCCUGACAAAUCAGAUGCUGUGGACCCACCACCGCCUGACAAAUCAGAUGCUGUGGACCCAACACCGCCUGACAAAUCAGAUGCUCUAGACCCAACACCGCCUGACAAAUCAGAUGCUCUAGACCCAACACCUCCAGACAAAUCAGAUGCUCUAGACCCACCACCGCCUCUUAAAUCAGAUGCUCUAGACCCAACACCGCCUGACAAAUCAGAUGCUGUGGACCCAACACCGCCUGACAAAUCAGAUGCUGUGGACCCAACACCGCCUGACAAAUCAGAUGCUGUGGACCCACCACCGCCUGACAAAUCAGAUGCUGUGGACCCACCACCGCCUGACAAAUCAGAUGCUGUGGACCCAACACCGCCUGACAAAUCAGAUGCUGUAGACCCAACACCUCCUGACAAAUCAGAUGCUCUAGACCCACCGCCGCCUCACAAAUCAGAUGCUCUAGACCCAACACCGCCUGACAAAUCAGAUGCUGUGGACCCAACACCGCCUGACAAAUCAGAUGCUCUCGAACCACCACCACCUGAAAAAUCAGAUGCUCUAGACCCAACACCUCCUGACAAAUCAGAUGCUGUGGACCCACCACCGCCUGACAAAUCAGAUGCUGUGGACCCACCACCGCCUGACAAAUCAGAUGCUCUAGACCCACCACCACCUGACAAAUCAGAUGCUCUAGACCCAACACCGCCUGACAAAUCAGAUGCUGUGGACCCAACACCGCCUGACAAAUCAGAUGCUGUGGACCCAACACCGCCUGACAAAUCAGAUGCUCUCGAACCACCACCACCUGACAAAUCAGAUGCUCUAGACCCAACACCGCCUGACAAAUCAGAUGCUGUGGACCCACCACCGCCUGACAGAUCAGAUGCUCUAGACCCAACACCGCCUGACAGAUCAGAUGCUCUAGACCCACCACCGCCUGACAAAUCAGAUGCUCUAGAACCAACACCGCCUGACAAUUUAGAUGUUCUGGACCCACCACCGCGUGACAUAUUAUAUGCUCUAGACCCACCACCGCCUGACAAAUCAGAUUCUCUAGACCCACCACCAAAGGACCAAAUGACUGAAAUUGCCCCGCUGGUAUCUCCCUCUGAGCCCAGAGGUUCUGAUACUGAAGAAGGCCGCUACGUGGACAAGGAUGGACCAGGUGAACUUGUAUAUCCAUGGAUGCAGCAAGACAAGUAGGAUGAGGUCGUACAUUUCCGUUGCUACUGCUUAUAUAUAGUCAUAUAUAUUCUUGCAUUCACACGUAUAUACUCCAGAAUGAAGGCAAUUGUUUUAAGGAUGAUGAAGAUUCACGUCAAAAAUACAUUGAUUUAUUUACUGAUUGAUUUAUAGAUUAUAUAGAUAGACUUACAUUCACAACACAGAAUCAACUGAACAGACAGCCAGUACAAAGAUUUUUUUUUUCUCCAAAAUUAGGAUUACAUUUAAAUGGAUUAGUUGCGGACAUUGUUUUGGGAAUUUCUAUAGUUUGAUAAGAAGUGUGCAUAGUGUAAUAAUACAUGGAAAUCCAUAUUAACAAUGUGCAAUUUACUAUAUCUAAAGGUCAGAUGGAUAAAUUCCAAACCCUUUCAUGCAGACUUGGACUUGGUAAACAUGACUUCUUCAGGUACCUCCAGCUUCGUCAUUAUUAUGUGAAUGAAGUACAAUGUACUCCAGCAGAUGCCCCCUCCAACCUCAUUCAGAUCUUUGUAGAGAGUUAUAAAAGGAGUAGCAAAAAAAAACACUGUGGGAGCGCUCGUUUCCACACCCGCGCAUUCAAGGCGCAUUCCAAACUACACAACAGGUAGGCAACGAUUA